Messenger RNA from Haplochromis burtoni (Burton's mouthbrooder), 2171 nucleotides. It is a transcript of the gene mnx2b, whose product is annotated as motor neuron and pancreas homeobox 2b. Lineage: Eukaryota; Metazoa; Chordata; Actinopteri; Cichliformes; Cichlidae. Gene Ontology annotation, molecular function: DNA binding; DNA-binding transcription factor activity, RNA polymerase II-specific. The record is from RefSeq and is a predicted model, not a curated record. Gene Ontology annotation, biological process: regulation of DNA-templated transcription. The coding region runs from base 427 to 1437 and encodes 336 amino acids. The transcript has 3 exons.
UAGAGGCCCGUCAGAGCAGCUCGAGCUCCAGCCAAUCCCCAGCUGGCAGAGGCCUUCAGGGGUGGAGAAGGACGGCUGAUGUAGAGGGAAACAUACCUCUGUGGGUUAGUUUUCCAAGAGACUCGAUGGUGCGGACUGACAUAAAGGCGCAAUUUAAAGAAACCGGUGCACGCGCGCACACGCGGGUGUCAGUUAGAGUGGCAUUUAGCUGAAACAAGUACAACGAGGGAAAAACCUGCCAAUGUGUUUUUUAAACGAAUAUACAGGUUUCGGGUUAUUUUUCUUUAUAAAAGGGGGAAAGGAGAGCUUAUGAUUUUGUGACUGAAGAGCACGGCACAUGUGCGCACCUGGAGAGAGCUCGACUUGUUUUUUCUAAAGACUCCUCCCGCUCUCUCUCGCUCUCUCUCUGCUGCUGCUGAAGCCAUCAUGGAGAAAUCGAAAAACUUUCGAAUCGACGCUCUUCUCGCCGAUGAGACCAAUCGGUGUGGUCGAGACCUCUCACCCGGUCUGAGCAGUGACAGCCCGGCCGGCAGCCCGGUCUCAUGCCGCCGUGGGGACACUCCGUCCCCGCGAGGAGCGCACCUUCAGACCGGAAUAAUCCCUAAGCAGAGUGUCCUCAAUCUGCCCCAUCCGGGGCUUGCAUCGCUGCCUCAGGGAGCGAUUCCCGGCAUGUAUCCUGCACCCAUGUACCCACUGUCGGCGUUGGGUGGACAACACCCUGCGUUCGCCUACACUGGCUUCACGCACCUAUCGCAGACCUACCCAGAGCACCUGAAGGUGGCUACCAUGGCUGGAUCUCUGCCCCUGGAGCACUGGAUCCGCGCUGGGCUCAUGGUGCCACGACUGCCGGAUUACAGCUCGGGUGCUCAGUCAGGCCUGUUGGGGAAAUGCAGGAGGCCCCGCACCGCCUUCACCAGCCAGCAGCUCCUGGAGCUGGAGAACCAGUUCAAGCUUAACAAAUACCUGUCCAGGCCCAAGCGCUUCGAGGUGGCCACUUCACUCAUGCUGACCGAAACACAGGUGAAGAUCUGGUUCCAAAAUCGGAGGAUGAAGUGGAAGCGCAGUCGGAAGGCAAAGGAGCAGGCCACUGCCUCCACCCAGUCUGAGGCAGAGAGACUACGCAGCUCGGGAAAGACAGGCUCCGACAAAUCCAGUGAGAGCAGACGAGCUUUGAACCCGGACGACCGAAGGAUAGCUCUCGAAUUGGAGGAUGGAGAAGAGGAAGAAGAUGGAGAGGAUGAGGAGGAAGAAGUAGCGGAGGCGCCCCAGCGUGGCUUUCCUCUUUCUGCGGGUAACCUAGUUGGGAUCCAGCAAACCACGGACUUCUUGCAGCGUAACGAUGAAGCUGGCUACAGCUCCCACAGCCCUUUCUCUGAUGAUGAGCUGGAUGGGGUGGAAGUGGGUGGGGGUGACAGGAAAAUUGGGGCAGGACUGUGAAUACACACCCAGAAAAAGGUUUUAAAAACACAUGAGAAUUACCUGAGUGUUUCAGCGAAGUCACAACAGGAAAGUCUGUGUUUGUGAGAGAGGACAAACCUAAAGAUCUUCACCUCGUAUGCUCUGAGAAGGUUUUUCCAAUCAAGACAUUUGUUGGACUCAUUCACACAAUCACACAUAAACAAAUGCAGGAUUAUGACGCGUGUAUAGUGCUUAAACUAUUUGUGAAUAGAAUUAUCACUAAGUAAUUUACAUUGUUGCAGCAUGCUGGAAAAAACUGCUUCUUUCUUUCCCUAAUUUUGCUCUUUUUUAAUGCGCCAGUGGUCCUCUGUGGCAAACUUGUGUUUCCUCCAUCCACUCACAGCCUGAGCUCCACUCAGUGAACACAUUUUUUAGGAAUUAAAUGUUAAGAGGAGUGAACUGCAACACAUUCAAACAGUUUGAUGAGGUUUAGGAGGCGCACGAGCCGUGUGACCAUUGAUAGAACGGACAAAGGCUCAGAAACAGCUGCAGUUCCAGAUGUUUUUGCUCCCAGACUUUGCACAACAUCCCAUGUAGCGCAUUUCCAUUUGUGCAUUUAAUGUGAAUAUUCAGAUUUUUUUUUCAAUAAUAUUUAUGACUUGGUUGUCGUCACUUACAUGUAAAUAAAUGAACUUAAUUUAUUUGAAUGAUUGAAGGAUGAAUCGUACGUGUAUUUAUCUCAAACUUGUGUGGUGUAAAUGUGAAAUAAAGAA